This is a messenger RNA of Trichogramma pretiosum, 2895 nucleotides long. RefSeq lists its product as uncharacterized. The coding region runs from base 170 to 1765 and encodes 531 amino acids. Lineage: Eukaryota; Metazoa; Arthropoda; Insecta; Hymenoptera; Trichogrammatidae. The transcript has 10 exons. The record is from RefSeq and is a predicted model, not a curated record.
UCAUGCGCGCGACAGUCGGAACAACGACGGCACAUCGCUCGGUAUACAUACGUAAACAGCAUCGUAGGUACAAUUGGGCCCGCAGCAUCCAGCGAGUUCGCCAUCUCUGAUUGUAAAUUUUUCCUCUCGAAGAGCGCCCCCGACCGAUAAACAACAAACGUUCGACAAAAUGACCAGCCCGCGGGAGGAGGCUACGACGAUCGACGCAGCCGCGAAACCGCGCGAUGGAUUCCGCCACACCGAGGCGGCACUCGAUCGGCUCUCGAUCAGGCGCCUGAUCGCCAACGAGCCAUUGGACCUGGACGACGUUCUCGACGGCCUCGAGACGGACAGCCGGACGGGCACGAUGAGGGAAAUCGUCGAGCGGCUUCACUCCAGGAGUCUGGACGAUCGCCAGUUCAGCAUUAAAUUGUCGGUGCUCGCGCGGCCCGACAUGAUCACGCCCAAGGACAAGCUCAACGUCACGGGCCUGCAGAUAAAUCUCGCGGGAAUCAUCCUGCGCACUUACGAGGACUGGAAAAAAGUGCAGAAGAAGCCGAGCCGGGAGCAGUACAGGAACGGGCUGUCGCUGUUGGGCGAAUUUUAUCACAGGUACAACGCCACGGACGCGAGUUUCUUGCAAAUGGACGCGGCCCUGAUCGCUUGGCUCGGAGAUCUGCUGAGCGACACCGAGGAGGAGGACGUGGAGCUCGUGGCGAGACAGCUAUCGAUCAACGGCCAGCUCCUGUCGAGAUGCGCCGAGACGAAGUUGAACGAGCUCGUGCGGCGGGUCAAGCAGCAACUGGUGCAGCGCAACCUCAGCGUCAAAUCGAGGACUCUGCUGAUGUACGUCAUCGACCUGGCCAAUCGAGACUUCGCCCCGCUGCUCGGCGAGCAGCGCGACUUUUACGUCGGGCAGCUCGGCGAGGCGACCUUCGCCGAUUUCGAGUUCUGCGGUCGGCACGUGCAGCAGCAGCCGCCAACCACCUUCAGCCGCUCGGUCUUGGUGUCGCUUCAUCCGCAGUCCCAUUUCAAGCCCGUCUGCAGCGAUCGAUCGAAGCCGCCCAGCAGCACCUGCAAGUACGAGCCGAGCAAGCCGAUAGUCGUGCCGAGGCCGAAGCCGAUCAUCCAGAGGACGACGACGACGACGACAGAGGACACCUUCGACAGAUUCGCCAAGUCCACGUACGACGCACUGCCUCGGACGAGUCGUCGCGGCGGGGGCUGUCAAGCCGCAGCAGCGGCUCCACAUUGCCGAAAAAAUCAGCGAUCCGGUCAGUGCAACGAUCAUCACAAGGCAGAGAGAUCGAGACGAAACUGCAAGAACUCCGACAAGGACAGGAAGCCGACCAGGCAUUCUCCACCGGUAGCAGCAGCAGCAGCAGCGCCGCAGCAGCAGCGGCUCGAUCGGUACAGGCCUCUGCCUCCGCCGAACGGCGAUCACAGCAGCAACGACUACCCGAGAGACGAGGCGACCGCCACCAUCACAACCAUCACAACCACCACCACCACCACCACCACCACUACCGCCAAGGACGACGAGAACGUCAGUUUUUCGUGGGCCGACGACUUGCCCGACGAAGAGGACGAAGCGUUCGUGGAGACUCCCGACUGGUAUAAGAAAUCGUCCGGCGAGCCGUCCAGGGGUGGAAAAGAAACCAAGUCUGGUGAUUCUUGUAGGAGGAAUACAAGCAAUAUGACAUGCGACUCAUCCAGUUCACGUCGCAUGAGGUUGCCGGAAACGAGACCCAAAAGAUAUUCCGAACGGAGGAGCAGGCGCGGGUAAGGGAUCAAACUUCAACAUUCCCGACGAAAAUUUUAAACCAUAUAAAAUUUGUUCAAGACGUGCAUCCAACGCAGAGAAUGUUAGACUCGCCGACGAUCGAGUACAAAUUGAGAUAUUUUUGUAAAGAUCGCAAUUUACGAUGAGUAUUAGGAGAUAAUUUUGUAACUCUUUUACAAAAGGAACUCGGUGAUAUUGAGCUUAAAACGACAAUCAGAAUUAAGCUCCCCGCUGAGUCUUGAUAUUUUAUGAAAACGAACGUAUACGUGAAUGAUUUCACGAUGAUGAUAUAGCCUUAGAUUUUAUUGUAAUCUAUUUUAAGUAUUUUGUUAUUUAUGUUGUUUUUAUAGAGAUCUAAGUGUGAUGUAAGAAACAUCGGUGUAUGUAUAUUCUGGUACGCGAAUAUUGACUCCGAAUUGUUAGAUAACCGCUAAUUAACUGUUUACAAUCAAUGAUACUCAAAAACGUUUAGUAUAUUAAUUCUCCCAACAAAAACAAUAAGUCAUUGUUGAAUGAAACUUGUUAACAUCAUUUUUUGACUGCUCUAUUGAUAAUUUUCCUGAAACCAUCUGUGAUAAUUUGUAUUCGAUGAGCAGUUUUUUUAAAAUCCCCGCUCAGUUUUUCAAAAAGAUCAUCAAUUAGAAAUGUCAAGAGAUGUUAUUGAAAAAUUUCAUUUUCGACUUUUGUUUAUCAUUGAUACGCGUGAAUCGUAUUCUUAAUUAGUAGGACAGAGGCUUAAAACAGAGUAACUUUUUUAUUCGAGAGUCUCUUAAAAAUCGUAUUACAACCACUGUGAUGAUCGUAUUAUAAAAUCGUAUUAUAAUUAAGGAACAAAUUUGUGAAAUCACUGUGAUAUACAUUAGUUUUAGAUUGAUAUUUUAUUCGUGACUGUUAAGGUUUUUCUUAUAACAUCACACAAAAUUAUUAACUUAGAAAAAUUAAGUUUUAAGCAAAUUAUUAAUAUUUCAGGUAUUUUACCUGACUUUUAAUCAUCUUUUUUUUAUUCGAUUCAAAAAUUCGUUCGACGAUUGCGUUGCACGCAUUUAUUAGACCAUAGCAAGCAAGCAUAGUAAGCUGUUAAUAAUAAAGAGUCUGUUGAACAUCGUUUCAUUAAAAAAUGAAUAAGUUGUAAA